GCCUCAAGCAUUGAGCAAUAAUAAGGGGGUGACUACAGUUUAGGUGCAGGUUAUUGGCAGGAAAAAUGACUCCAUUAGGACUCAUCUUGGUUUCAUCAGCACUGCUGGCUGGGCUCUGCGCUGCAGGACCACAGGUAUUAAGAGUUACAACCAUCAAGGAGGAACCGUACGCAAUGUCCAAAGGCUCUGAACUGGAGGGUUUCUGCAUUGACCUGCUGUCAGCUGUCUCAAAGAAAUUAGAUUUUAAGUAUGAUCUUAAGCUCGUAAAGGACGGCCGGUAUGGCAUAACGGAUGACAGUGGCAACUGGAACGGCAUGAUCGGAGAAGUUGUAAGAGGGGAAGCAGACAUUGCAGUGGCGCCUCUAACUCUAACAGCUAAACGUGAGCUGGUCGUGGACAUGACCAAACCCUUCAUGCAGACUGGUCUUAGUUUCAUCCUGAGGAAAGACUUGGCUUCUGAUGAAUCGCAGUUCCUCAGCCUUCUCAACCUGUUCUCCACUGAGAUGUGGAUGGGUGUGCUGGUCGCCUACCUGCUGACCUCCGUCUGCAUCUUCUUAGUGUCACGGAUUAGCCCCUGUGAGUGGGAGCAACCAGAAAAGGAAAAGAAUUUCUUCACGCUCUCACACAGUUUUUGGUAUACCGUGGGAGCAAUGACUCUUCAAGGUGCUGGUCCUCAUCCCAAGGCUCUUUCGGGACGGGUCAUUACCUCUAUCUGGUGGCUGUUUUCACUAGUGCUGCUUGCAUGUUACUUCGCCAACCUUAGUUUAUGGCUGCAUUCAGACAACCAGCAAAUGUCUAUCAAGAGCUUUGAAGACCUCGCUAAUCAAAACUUGAUUGAGUACGGCACCAUAAAAGAUUCUUCCUCCUUUGCCUUCUUCAAGAACUCAAACAACCCCACAUACCACAGGAUCUAUGAGCACAUCAAGAAAGCCCAGAGCUAUUCGCUCAAUGCAGAAGAAGGUUUCCGCCGGGCUCAGAAAGGCAACUAUGCAUUCAUCGGUGAAUCUGUGUCCCUCGACCUGGCAGUGGCGAGACACUGUAACCUCACACGUGCUCCAGAAAUCAUCGGCAUGAGGGGAUACAGCAUCGCCGCACCUUUAGGCUCUCCUUUGGUGAAAAACCUAAGUGUUGCCAUUCUGCGUCUGAGCGAGUCUGGUGAGCUGGAUUAUUUCCGCAGUAAGUGGUGGGCUAGCAGCUGUGUGGCAAAAAAUGGCAAGAGUGCUCCACUGAAGCCCACCAGUCUGAAGGGAAUCUUCUUAUUACUGGCACUCGGUCUGGGACUGGGGCUUUUCCUGGCUCUGAUGGAACUGGCCGCCAAAUCACGCAAAACCGCUAACACUCAGCAGAAAUCCUGCUGCUCUGUCAUGUCUGCUGAACUCAGUCAGCGCUUCAAAGGUGGAGAGGCGAUGACACCAGAGUCCUCUGAAAAAAGCAAAGCCUAAAAAAAAGCACUGACACACAUGCAUUUAAUCACUUAAUGUUUAUUACAUCCACAACAAGUUACUCACUGCUAACCAUACUGGGUGGGUGAAACUCAUGAAAGAAUUUCAUUUGUUGUGCACACUUCAAAAAUUCUAUAUUGAUUGAAGAAAAUUAAGCUAAAUACGAGGGCGAUUAUUUAAAAAAAAAAUAAUUUGAGAACAUUAUAAUUUCUUAUGUCAUUUAUUUCUGGGUGUAAUAUGACCCACGUUUCAUGAGAUUCAACCAGCAUUUUAUCUAUCUAGACAACAUGUGGCUCUAUUAAUUUUAUUAAACAUGUCUAAAAAUUAGUUUUAUUUAGAAAAGGAAUUCCUCAUUAAUAAUAUAGCGUGUUAUAUUCUUUCAUUACAAGUUCAGUUGCAGUACAUACCUAUAGGGUAAAUUCCCCAGAAGUUUGAGAACACCCAAAAGUCUGACCAAACAUAUUCGUACUUAUAUCUAACUCAUUAAAAUCCGUCCUAUACUGUUAUAAAUGCAGUGUGUGUGUGUGUGUGUGUGUGUGUGCCAUGAAGAGUAAAACUAAAAAUGGCAUGAGAAUAUUGCAUACACAUUUGAUCGAACAUUUAUUUCUAUUAAAAUAAAAUGAUGCAUGCAAAAUAUAUACAGGUACCCAGAAAAUAUUCUAUUUCUUAUUGUAUGUGUCAUUGCUUUAGGCUCGGUGAAUUUUCUUAACAAAAAUAAAAAUCUGAAAUAUGCUGUUUGCAUAUUUAA
Messenger RNA from Puntigrus tetrazona (Sumatra barb), 2190 nucleotides. RefSeq lists its product as uncharacterized. Gene Ontology annotation, molecular function: AMPA glutamate receptor activity; transmitter-gated monoatomic ion channel activity involved in regulation of postsynaptic membrane potential. Gene Ontology annotation, cellular component: dendritic spine; postsynaptic membrane; AMPA glutamate receptor complex. The transcript has 10 exons. Gene Ontology annotation, biological process: synaptic transmission, glutamatergic; modulation of chemical synaptic transmission; monoatomic ion transport. Bases 66 to 1442 code for a protein of 458 amino acids. NCBI's taxonomy places the organism in Eukaryota, Metazoa, Chordata, Actinopteri, Cypriniformes, Cyprinidae. The record is from RefSeq and is a predicted model, not a curated record.